GCCAAAUUGCUGCUGUUGGGGGGCGGCGGCGUUGAUUGGCUGGCGUCCCAACAUGACAGGUGACCCCGAAUUCCUGGUUGUUCAUCACUUCAUCUCAUUAUCGCAGCUGUAUCUUUGGUCGAUCGUCACUUUCAUCGUCUUUCAGAUCACAUCCAUCUCGGACUCCAAGUCUCCAACCAGCUCCUGCUUCUUGGUAUCUGACGGUGAUGGAUCUGCGCAAGGUCCAAUCUGUGUCCAGUGGGCGCAUUGCCGAUAUGAUACAUCACACUGCGCGUGGGGACUCGACAUUGCACCCCCCACGAUGCUAGCAUCUGAAUUUGACGCCCAUGUCUAAAGGCUUGUUUCCUCUUCGUUAAUCCUCACCGAUUCUUUCUUUCUUUUCUUUUUCUGUUACACGAGGAU
Molecule: messenger RNA, 402 nt
Organism: Aspergillus wentii DTO 134E9
Lineage: Eukaryota; Fungi; Ascomycota; Eurotiomycetes; Eurotiales; Aspergillaceae
Exons: 1
Coding region: 53-334 (93 amino acids)
Source: RefSeq, a predicted model, not a curated record